AUGCCCGACCCGACCUCGGCGGAUUCGUACUACCUGACAGGCAAGGAUGCCGCCGCCAAAGAACGAGAACAACGUCUGCUGGCUGCGAAGCGCAAGGUGCGUACUUGAUCUCUCUCUGUGUGCUCAGCACGACCGUGGCGUCUCCUCUUGCGCGAGGAAAGGAGAUGCCCGUUGCCGCCGCACGCGGCUGUCGCUUGGGAAUGCAAGGCGACUGACGCCCGGCGCGAUCGUGACGGAAUCGGCCGAGACCCCCGCAAGUGUCGUAGUGCAUGGGGUGCGCGACGCUGGAGAUGUGGGAGCUACUGUGGGAGGAUGACGCGAGGGAUGGAUGCUGUGUGUUCUCUUACUGACGGACAGGCUCGUUGUGACGGCGCUCCUCACAGCUCAAGAGCUAUCGCGCGCGACAGGCGAAGGGGAGCUCGAUCGCCUCGUCCGACUCGCUCGCAUCACGAUCGACUGUCGCAAAGCGAGAAUCCGUGCAAUCCGUCGCGUCGUUGACGGCAUCUCUCGAAGGCCCGGGGACACCGCACAAGCACCGCCGAUCCAUCUCGAAGUCGGCGCUCUUGGGCGAGCGCGUUGCGCCGUCGCCGACGCUGCCGAGCGCGAUGGGCCAUGGCCGGCGAGCGUCGAAAUCCCGGCACUCGAGAGGGCCUUCCCUGACAGCACAGAUCACCCAGAUCAAGGGACACAGCCAUCAGCGAUCCCGGUCUCGCGCCUCCAUCUCGAUCCACAGCACGCCCCGGAUUCACGCGCCCCAAGACAGCUUUAGUGGCAGUCUCAACCCUUUCGACCCCUUUGCGUCCGCGCUUCCGCGAUCGACAUCGCCAUUACCUCCCGGUGCCAAGACUCCAAAUACGACAGCGAAUCCGAGUGUGGGCUGGAUCACGAAUCCGUUUGUAGGUGUGACCCCCGCUCCCGAAGCGUCGACCUCGAAGCUCCCACCACCGACCUUGUCUCCGACGCGAGACACCUACACGACGUCCGCGCCCUCGCAACCCUCGCAGCCAUCGCAACCGCCGCACCCGCAGCAUUCUACAACUUCUUCGUCGUCGUCGAUAAGUGGCAGGAUGGCUCACCACGAGCGACGAGCUUCGAGACACGCACGGCAGAGCUCCGUCUCAAACUUUCGCGAGUCGCUCGAGAUUGUUUCGGGCCAGGGACAGUAUUCAGCCACGGGACCUCUUGGCUACAGCCCUGCGGUGUCGUCAUUCGCCGCAGCACCGUCGUCCGUGUCUUUGUCGCCUUCGAACUCGUUUCAGGGCGUUGCGAUCCCAAUGAUCCCCAUCACUCCAUCCAGCACAUCGCCGCGCCCGAACACCUCGAUGCCCUGGGAAGCCGACCCGGCCAAGGUCCUCGAGGCCUUGAAGGAACGCGGACGUCGCGAAUCUGACUUUGGUCUGGAUCCAGAAACAGACCGACGGAACGCUCUGGAGGCUCUGGAAGGACGAGUGGCCGCGCCGUCAGAGAUGAUCGAUCUCGGCAAUGAGGAGCAGGGCCAACUGAUGAGGGCACCGAGAAGCCCCGGUUUCACGGACACUGGGAAGCCACUGGCACCUGCCGGACUGCUCGGGGCGCCCUUGAUUGGAGCGGGUACAUCGUCAAACGCUUCUCCGUCGUCUCUUCCAUCCUUUGCGCACUCACCAAUCAUCGGCCUAGGCGUUUCAGGCAAGAGGCGCGACAGCUGGAACCCGCCAGGACCGGUUACCGCAGCUGGCGCAAAAGGCGCAAUGGAUUUAGGCAUGCUUGUAGAAGAAGAGGAAGAGGAAGAACACAACGACCCGCUCAUCUCUCCGCGGCGACGCACGCCCCGAAAGGUGCGAACUGCCUCCACGAAGAGCACGAAAUCAUCUCCCGGAGGCCCCAUCUCCCCGACGCCCCGGGCCCGUACGUCCACGAUCGACUCGGUCGUGAUCCCGAUGAUGGAAACUGUCGAGAUCGAUGACAGUCGGUCACCUCCACCGCCACCGCCACCCCCGGCUUCCUCGGUAUUCACCCCCCGUCCCUUGCGCACGCUGUCGCUGACCGGCUCGAUCAUUUCGUCAGGGUGCCCCGGUGGGACUCCUUCGUCUGCGGCCCCCUCCCCGCCCGUCACUCGUCAGACGCCUUUGUCGUCCGUUGCGUCGCCUCCGUUGGCACCCGUCGAAGAUGCUCGCACGUCGCCGACUCUCGAGCGCAGAGUGAGCAUGUUCCAUAGUGCAGCGGUCGCGACGGCGAAUGGCCACGACAUGACUCCGUCGCCGUUGACGUCUUCGCCGAGCAGCAUGCCGCGUUCUACCACGGGUGGUGGCCUCCGUUCGCUGUCGAUCGGGUCGAACACGUCGCCCCCGCUUGACCGUAUGCCGAAUCGUAGCCCCUUCGGACAGCGACGUGUUGUCUCGGGACCGAAUCAAGCCUCUCCCUCGCCGGUGGGCGCCUCGCCCAGCUUUGGCGGCGACAACACGCAGAGACGUUCCUCCAUCACGUACAAGACGGCCUCACUCUCGUCCUCGUUGGGAGCUCAGGACGCUCCGUCUUCUUAUGCACGAACGCAGAGUACGCGCGGGCAUCAGUGGCAAGUGAGCACCGGCGGAGGGGGCGGAGGAGCGGCAUUGGCCGGCUACCCCUUCCCGGCCUAUGGCGGCUUCGGAGAUCUUCAUCUUGACACCACCGACGAUGAGGAUAACCAUUCGCCCUCGGUCGCUUCGCCGCUAGGCUCGGUCUCGGCCAUCUCACCAAUUGCCGCCCCUCGCGCACUGCCCAAUGUCUCAACCGCCAGCUCCAUCUCCAGCUCCGCCUUUUCGGCCUCGGCAGCAAGCCAAAAGAACAGCCUCGAAAGGGACCGCGACGACUCGUCGGGGCUGCGACAACAAGUCGCAUCGCUGCAAUCGCAAGUCGAGCAUCUCAAGGCGUCGCAAAUGCAACUCACGUCAACACACGCACUUGAGAUAGCCGACCUCGAGAAGAACGCGGCUGGCGAGGUCGGAGAGCUUCGGACGCGGAUCGAGGAGCUCGAAAAGUCACUCGAGGCCGGCACGACAGCGCGACGCUUCGAACUUGAGGGGCUGACCCGUGAGAUCGAGCAAGCGCGCGAGGCUCUGCGCGAUGUGAUUGAGGAGCGCGACGAGUUGCGCGAAGACGUCGAUGGUUGGCGUAAACGGUGUGCCUCGCUCGAAGUGGCGCCGAGGAAAGAUCGGGAGGACGAAGCGUUGGCCCAGGCGCAGGCCAAACUGAUUGGCGAAAUGCGUGAUCAGAUCCUCAAUCUCGCCGGUGCCCUCGAACGCGAACGCAAGCAGCACGAUGAGACGCGCCAACUACUCGAGCGUUCGCUUGCAAAUCGUGCUCCGACGGCGCAGAGCAAUGCAAAGCCGUCAUCCUUUGGUCAGCAGCGCAAGCCAGCCCCCGCCCCUGCGCACUCGGCGCACAUGAUCAUCGAGCCCACCCCGGUGACACUCGAGAUUGGCGAAGCCGAUGCCAAGGCGUUCGCGCGCGUCCCCCAACAUGGCUUCAAGAACGCCUCCGACGGGUCCGUCCUCUCUGGCUCGUCGUUCGGACGCUCGUACUCGGGAACGACGACCGAGGGCACGUCGGUCGACGACUCGUACUCGAUCAGGAUGACCUCCUCGCCUCCAUCACAUAGCAACUUCGGCUCCAAAGGUCGAGAGAGCGAUUUCGGCAGCGCGGCUGCGCUCAACCAGUUGCAAACGCUCGCCGAGGAGGAGGAAGAAGAGGACGCCGCCAUUGUUGAAGCGAACCGCAUGCAGCACGACACCGGGUCAACAGGCUCGGUCAGCAGCGUCGCGAUGCCCCUGACGCCCAACAAGGAGGACUUGCCGACCUACCAUCAUCGAUCGCACUCGUUUGUUCGGCACUGGAGCGUGAGCGCUGUUCACUCAUUAUGCGCGGACUGUGUGAGCAAAUACUGAUGCUUCUUUGCCUUCUAUCUAGUUCCCCAAGGGCAGUGUCAGCUCGGUGCGCAUGUCGAUGGAAGAGGAUCAUUCCUUCUUCGACUACAACCGUCACACGUCCUUGCCGCCCCUUCCGCUCGAUGCACAGUUCCCGCCCUUCAUCACCGCAGACCUCACCGUCGAAGAAGAUGAUCUGCACGACACUGGCUCGCCGUCGCUUUCGCAGUCUGCACCCGCGCAUGGUCGUCGACCAUCUUCGCCCCGCCCACUCAAUCGCAUGAACCCCCACACGCGACAGUCCUCAGGCCAGUACACCCGAGGUACACCCCCUGUCGCACCCUCGGCGCUGAUACGUGCUCAGCUUGCAUCGUCGACCUCGUCGACCUCGUCGACCUGCUCCGAACCCAACGGGAACGCCCCUUCGAAGCAAGGGCUUUCUCGUUUCGGUUUCGGGAUCAUCGGUUCCCUUAGUGGUUGGUCACCGACGAGCUCGGCCCCGGCGACCACCCUCCCGAGCUCGCAACCCAAGGCGCCUUUUUCGCAACCACCUCGCGAACAAGACAAGAUCGACGCCCCUCCAUCGCGACGACGAGCCUCGUCGUCGGCUUCUCGAGCCCAGAUACCCAUUCCGCCACCACCCAUGUCGUCCAAGUAUUCGGCGGCGAUGAAGGGGCUCGCGCCUCAGUCGGCACCGCGCUACAUUAAGACUUCGGAAGUCAAGCGCCCGCGUGCGUCUCGUUUGGCCGUUCUGAACUUUGAUCCCGUCUGCUGCGCAGACGAAGAUGUGUUCCACGUCUAG
Molecule: messenger RNA, 4683 nt
Organism: Microbotryum saponariae
Lineage: Eukaryota; Fungi; Basidiomycota; Microbotryomycetes; Microbotryales; Microbotryaceae
Source: the annotation of a GenBank genome assembly